This is a messenger RNA of Macrobrachium nipponense, 2496 nucleotides long. RefSeq names its product heat shock cognate 71 kDa protein-like. Lineage: Eukaryota; Metazoa; Arthropoda; Malacostraca; Decapoda; Palaemonidae. Gene Ontology annotation, cellular component: cytosol; plasma membrane; nucleus. The record is from RefSeq and is a predicted model, not a curated record. Bases 167 to 2122 code for a protein of 651 amino acids. The transcript has 2 exons. Gene Ontology annotation, molecular function: ATP-dependent protein folding chaperone; ATP binding.
CCCGCCUCUCCUCCCUCCCCCCACCGUUGCUUCCUUCUCCUCGACCGGCGCCGCGCGGCCGCUCAACCGCUCAGUCACUCAAGCUCAGUGGUACGAGCAACAGCUAAAAGUUUAAGAACUCGCUUGGUCAUCUAGUCUUUUUCCAUCGUUCCAAAGUCGAAACAUCAUGGCGAAAUCAGCUGCUGUUGGGAUUGAUUUGGGAACUACAUAUUCGUGUGUGGGAGUGUUCCAGCAUGGCAAAGUGGAGAUAAUUGCCAAUGACCAGGGCAACCGAACUACCCCUUCAUAUGUUGCCUUCACAGACACAGAGCGUCUUAUUGGUGAUGCUGCCAAGAAUCAGGUGGCCAUGAACCCUAACAACACUGUAUUUGAUGCCAAACGCCUCAUUGGCCGAAAGUUUGACGAUGGUGUAGUUCAGUCUGACAUGAAGCAUUGGCCUUUUACAGUCAUAAAUGAUAAUACAAAGCCAAAAAUUCAAGUAGAUUACAAAGGUGAAACAAAAGCUUUUUUCCCAGAAGAAAUUUCAUCAAUGGUUCUAAUAAAAAUGAAAGAAACUGCAGAGGCAUUCCUGGGCAGUACUGUGAAAGAUGCCGUGGUCACAGUUCCUGCCUACUUCAAUGAUUCUCAGCGUCAAGCUACCAAAGAUGCAGGAACAAUCUCAGGUCUGAAUGUUCUUCGGAUCAUUAAUGAGCCAACUGCUGCUGCCAUUGCUUAUGGAUUAGACAAGAAGGUUGGAGGAGAACGCAAUGUUUUGAUUUUUGAUCUUGGUGGUGGCACUUUUGAUGUGUCGAUCUUAACCAUUGAGGAUGGAAUUUUUGAGGUAAAAUCCACAGCUGGUGAUACUCACUUGGGUGGUGAAGAUUUUGAUAACAGAAUGGUAAAUCACUUCGUUCAAGAGUUCAAGCGAAAGUACAAAAAGGAUCCCUCCGAGAACAAGCGUGCUCUUCGCCGUCUCCGUACUGCUUGUGAGCGUGCAAAGCGCACUCUGUCUGCCUCUGCUCAAGCAAGUAUUGAAAUUGAUUCAUUGUAUGAGGGUGUUGAUUUUUACACAUCAGUUACUCGAGCAAGGUUUGAGGAGUUGUGUGGUGACUUGUUCCGUGGUACUCUUGAGCCUGUGGAGAAGUCCCUGAGAGAUGCCAAAAUGGACAAGGCCCAGAUUCAUGACAUCGUUCUUGUUGGAGGAUCCACUAGGAUUCCCAAGAUUCAGAAAUUACUGCAAGAUUUCUUCAAUGGGAAAGAACUAAAUAAAUCUAUAAAUCCAGAUGAAGCUGUAGCAUAUGGUGCUGCUGUACAGGCAGCUAUUUUGUGUGGUGAUAAAUCUGAGGCUGUGCAAGAUCUGCUUCUCUUGGAUGUUACACCUUUGUCUCUUGGUAUUGAAACUGCUGGAGGUGUUAUGACAGCACUUAUUAAGCGUAACACAACAAUCCCAACCAAGCAGACUCAGACAUUCACCACUUAUUCAGACAAUCAGCCUGGUGUGUUAAUUCAAGUUUAUGAAGGAGAGCGUGCAAUGACAAAAGAUAACAACCUGCUAGGUAAAUUUGAACUGUCUGGUAUUCCUCCAGCUCCACGAGGAGUGCCACAAAUUGAAGUAACUUUUGAUAUUGAUGCCAAUGGUAUUUUGAAUGUAUCUGCUGCAGACAAGUCAACUGGUAAGGAGAACAAAAUCACAAUCACAAAUGACAAGGGUCGUCUCAGCAAAGAAGAAAUUGAACGUAUGGUUCAAGAAGCUGAAAAGUACAAAGCUGAUGAUGAGAAGCAACGUGAUCGCAUUGCAGCAAAGAAUAGUUUGGAAUCUUACUGCUUCAACAUGAAAUCCACAGUGGAAGAUGACAAGUUUAAGGACAAGGUGCCAGAGGAGGAUCGCAACAAGAUAAUGGAAGCUUGCAAUGAUGCCAUCAAAUGGCUGGAUACUAACCAGCUGGGAGAGAAGGAAGAAUAUGAACAUAAGUUGAAGGAAAUUGAGCAAAUCUGCAAUCCCAUCAUUACAAAAAUGUACCAAGCUGCUGGUGGUGCCCCUCCAGGUGGUAUGCCAGGUGGCUUCCCAGGUGCACCAGGUGGCGGUGCUGCACCUGGUGGUGGUGGUGGUUCCUCUGGCCCAACCAUUGAAGAAGUAGAUUAAAUUCUUUACCUUAAUCCCUUUGGCUUAUGCACCUUAUAAAAUUUUUUUUUUGUACCAGUGAAUUGUAUUUCUGAACAUGCAUAUGUCUAAUGUUGUGCCAAAUUAUUGAAUGAGUUGAUAUGCAUAAUUUGUUUUAAAAGUCUUUCAGUUUUUAUUUACACGUGUUUUCAAUGUUUGUUAGGGUAUGCAGAUUUUCAGACUUCAAAUUGUUUUUCAUAUUUUGGCUGUAGAUAGCCUAUAUAAAGCCAGAGUACUUAGGUAUUUAUGAUUUCACCAAAGAACUGUUAUUGAGUUUUCAGAAAACUUGAAAUUAAUUUUUGUUCUCUCCCCAAAGAUAGUAAUUACUGUUUAUUCAAAUAUAAAUUUUAUAGGAA